CAUAAGGUGAGAUAUUCUGUGCACCUCUUUACCAAAUCAACUGGGGCCGUAAACGCUAAAAACACCGCAGGUUCCUACCAACAAAGUAUGGCAGAAUCAUGUGCGGCACAAAAGCUUUCCACCACUUUCCUCUUCUCCCGCCCCAGCUCGGUGCUCGAAUGUGGGAGAUGACUGUCGCACCUCGCACCGUCGAGGUCCGCAUUCUUUACAAGAGCUAUGUUGGUCGCAUUGGAGGAAAUCACUCCCCGAUAUCGUCUACGCUUGUGCCAGCACCACUGCAACCUGUCGAGAAGCGCGAAACCAUGGGAUGUAUCAACAAGCCUUCUCUGAGGUCGCUGCAAAUGUUGGUGCUGAACCGCGCUAUGUUCGGCCGAAUUUGGAUAUCGAUAUGAUUUCUAUCGGCACAACUUCCUUUGAGGCAUUCGAGCCGGUUGCAGCGAGCAUUAGACGGCUCAAGUUUGGGCGGUUAAACAGCGACGAAUUUUGAGAGCCGCGAACUCGGGGAUUUUGUCAAUGCAAAGGAAAUGCACGUAGUCUGUCAGGACGGCUUACUGGCGUGGCAUAACGCUUCAACUGAGAUCUAUUGGUCCUGCGGAAGAGAGAACUUAUUCUUCAUCGAUCCAGAAGAUGGGAGGAUGAUAAGGAGCAUAGAGAUGGACCACUUGUUUGAUCAGCCGCUGAGGGAACAACGGGUAGCGGAGGGGUUUGCGUUCGAUUCU
This is a messenger RNA of Macroventuria anomochaeta, 719 nucleotides long. RefSeq lists its product as uncharacterized. The transcript has a single exon. NCBI's taxonomy places the organism in Eukaryota, Fungi, Ascomycota, Dothideomycetes, Pleosporales, Didymellaceae. The coding region runs from base 99 to 392 and encodes 97 amino acids. The record is from RefSeq and is a predicted model, not a curated record.